This is a messenger RNA of Megachile rotundata (alfalfa leafcutting bee), 5233 nucleotides long. RefSeq lists its product as uncharacterized. NCBI's taxonomy places the organism in Eukaryota, Metazoa, Arthropoda, Insecta, Hymenoptera, Megachilidae. Gene Ontology annotation, molecular function: protein binding. The record is from RefSeq and is a predicted model, not a curated record.
GGUGCAAGUCGUUGAGUUUAUCUAUUCACAUCUCUUUGCAAAAUUCGGAUAGUUCCUUUCUGUAGCAAACUGAAGUGAUAAAUACGAGUAUGUAGCUUGGUGUUUACGUGCGACUUCCCUUUUUCUUUCAACAAAAUACAUUCAUCGAUAUAAACAACGAAAAAUACGUACGUGAAUAUACCAUAACGGUUUGUAAAAGAGGAAUUUAUCGAAAGUAUCGAUGUUACAUAAGAAUUUAUCAAAUGAUUCGUACGUUUGGGAUCAUUUUUUCAAUCAUUCUCACUGUAUACAGCGAAUCAUAUGCAUUUUCAUGCCUACCAGUGGAUAGAGGAGUUUGGAACUGCUCCCCAGGAAACACCUCAGGCUUCCUUGUGAAAACCAUUGGAAAUAACAUUCAUAUUAAAUGUCAAAAUUAUCCGCAAUGGCCCCCAUUCUACUUCUUCAACUUAUUCCUGAGAAAGCACAUAAAGGUGAUGGAAAUAUCGGAAUGCGGUCUGCCAAUGAACUCGAGCAUAAGUGAACUUUCGAGUAAAUUCAACGGGAAGAACAUUUAUAAUUUACAGCUGCAUAAUUGGAGCGGUGCCAUCGUCAGAAACCAUUUGAUAGAGUUUCCGAACCUGGAAAGGUUCACGCUAUCAAGCAACGAUCUUACAAAUUUGAGCACCGACCUAUUCGGAGGUGUACCACAGCUUUCUCAUUUUUCUUUGAAACAUAAUAAAGCCUGUUUACCUUUGGGAUUCUUUAAUAAUACACGACAACUCCGAAGACUUCACUUAAGUGGUAGCAUGAUGAACCUCGAGCCGGGCAUAUUUGAUCCGUUGACGGAAUUGCGCGUGCUGAGCUUGCGGAUAAACAAUUUCACAGAUAAACAACUGAAACCUGGGAUAUUUGAUAAACUCGCGUCUUUGACGCGUCUGGAGUUGAGGUCGAGUAAUUUAAACACUUUGCCGGAGAACAUUUUCGCAAAACUGGAAAGUCUACAAUGGCUAAAGUUAAGGAAUAACAGUUUUAUCUCGUUUCCAGAAGGUAUACUAAAGCAUAAUUCUCGUCUACUCGGCAUUGAAUUGUCACAUAAUACCAGAAACAUAUCUCUGCCCCAAAAGUUUUUCGCAAAUUUGAUACGUGUGAAGGCUAUAGGUUUGAAUCACAACGGUUGGAGCACGAUACCUGAAGACCUGUUUUGGGGUUUAAUAUCGUUACAUUAUAUUGAUUUAGAAAAAAAUUAUUUUGAGACGCUACCUAAACGUCUUUUUGAAAGACUACAACAAUUGUCUUACCUAAGUCUAAAUUCCAAUAGAUUAAUUACACUACCAGAUAGAAUUUUUUCCGAUACGACUAACUUAAGGUUUCUGAAUUUAUCAAAGAAUUGUCUUACUUCCAUAUCCAGGGAUCUGUUUAGCAAUUUGAAAUCGUUGGAAGUAUUGGAUUUGUCACAUAAUCGAUUGCAAGAAAUUGAAGAUACUAGUUUUAAUUCCCUGAAGAAUUUAAAGAUCGCUGAUUUAUCCUAUAAUCAACUUACAUUGUCGUCUUCGAUCAAAAAUGAAUAUGGCAACAAAUCACCUUUUCACAAUUGCAUCUCUCUCAGUAAAUUAAAUUUGAGCAACAAUAAUAUAUCAUACAUAUUCGAAGAUUGGGUUAAGAACCACCCACAGCUGCAUAUACUGGAUCUGAGCUACAACAAAAUAUCUCACAUAUCAAGCCGCCUGCGCUCGCCGGUUACAAUACGAAACACUUACGUUCGAAAUUACUUCAUUAUAAACCCAGGACAUGAUUCAAUUUGUUAUGGACCGGAACAGAUGUAUAAUGUGUCUGAGUAUACUUUCAAAUCAAAGUCUUCCAAAUAUUUAAACUCGAAAUCACAUGUAAAACAGUGCAUUUGUAGAGGAAAUGAAAUGGACGGAAUAUUUGUGGUUGAUUGUGCCUCUAAAGAUUUAGCAUUAUCACAUAAAAAAUUAUUGAUUCCAGAUCUGAUGCCGUGUCACAAGCAGCAACAAUCAACCUUUGACUUCUUUAAUCACUCAUUCAAGCACGUGUGCUAUCUGUCAAUGAACUGGAGCCUAGGAGACUACGCAAGUCCAUAUGGCAGACAGGAAGUGAAAAAGUUGCUGUUCAAACCGUUUGGUAAUUUGAGCACCAUCCUAACCAGGAAUCAUUUAAAAGGUUUCCCACAUUUACAGAAGAUAAUUCUAUCAAGCAAUGGUAUAACGCACCUUAGUAGUGACAUUUUCGCGGAUGUACCUCACCUUGUUAUUCUCGAUUUACGGAAUAACAAUGUACGUUUAACUUCAAGGAUUUUCGAUAACACUCCAACACUCAAAGUGCUAAAACUGAGUAACAACUCAAUUAGUGGAAUUGAAUCCGGUAUAUUCGAUCCUCUGACGAAGCUGCAGACGUUGAACUUUUCAUUGAAUAACUUGACGCAGCUUGAGUCCGGUAUAUUCGACAAACUCGUUUCUUUGACAUCUUUAGACCUCAGUUCCAACAAUUUAAACUCUUUGCCAGAAAACAUUUUUGCAAAGAUAGAAAAUAUGGAAGUGCUGAAAUUAGAUAACAACAGCUUUAACUCAUUACCGACACAAUUACUGAGGCAGAACACUAAACUGAAACGUGUAACUUUAUGCAAUAAUAGAAAUAAUAUUACUCUACCAGAAACAUUUUUCGGAAAUCUGACGCAACUUAAAGAGCUAAAAUUAGAAUAUAACGGUUGGAUCACGUUGCCGAAAAAUAUAUUUUGGAGUCUUGGAUCAUUAGAAAAACUCACUUUGGGGAGAAAUGAUUUGCUGUCACUGGAUGAAAGUGUUUUUUACAAAUUACACCAGUUGUUGGAGCUGGACCUGAGUUACAAUAAACUGACUACGCUACCACAUGAAAUUUUCUUCCGAACGAACGAAUUGAUACACCUAAAUUUGGAAGGGAACCGCAUUACUUCUCUCAGUGGGACCCUGUUUAAAAACUUAAAUUCAUUGAGAGUUUUAAAUAUGGGACGAAAUCAAAUACAAGUAUUUGAAGAUAUAAUUCCUAUUCUUCGCGAGUGGUUGCGGGCAAGUCGCCUUGAACUAUACGGACUAUUUCCACACUUUAAAUCAGCCAAAACAUUUGAUGACAACGUGCAUUACUGGUAUUUGCACGGUAUACCUUUGCGUGUAUUGAAUCUCAGUUACAACAACAUACCACAGAUAUCGAUUACAGAUUUGAUGUUUGUGCUAAGUAACAUUACAUUGGAUCUACGACAUAACAAAAUCCAACACAUUCAGCUCAACACAAAGGAGGAAUAUGGGAAUUAUAAAGCAAUAAAAGGAAACAUAGAAAUAUUAGUCGCUAAUAAUCCUAUAAUAUGUGACUGUAAAUUGUAUGACUUUCUUUAUUACUUGGACGAAAAAAUGCGCCCUGCUUUUCAACAAUUUGUUCAUAUAACGGCAGAAAACUUGACGUGUCGUGAACCAGAGUGGACGAAUGGUACACUUGUGAACAAAUUACAAUGGAAAACCUUUAAAUGUCCAAAAUCAGAAUCAUGUCCAACCAAGUGUUCUUGUUGGAUAAAACCAAAUGAGAGACUAUUUUUAAUCGAUUGCUCCUACAAAAAUUUAACGGCAAUACCAACGGAUAUGAAUAGUAUUCCUUAUUAUCGUAGCGAAAUAAAUAAAUCUACUGAAAUUCCGUUUUUAACGAAAUUACGUCUUGCGAACAACAACAUCAGCGACGUGUCUGUGAAGGAAUUGUCAUUAAAUGUGGAGGCUUUGGAACUGCAUAAUAACAGCAUUAAAACAUUGAAAUCAGAUGUUAUACAAUACUUAAGAAAUUCCACGACGCUAAAAACGCUUACACUACAUGGUAACCCAUGGAUAUGUGAUUGCGACUCAAGGGAUUUCGUAGACUUCAUCCAGUCACAAACUUCUCAGCGGAUUUUGAAUUUAUCCAUGAUCGAGUGUAGAGAUAUCAAAAUUCCCAUACUAAAGAUAAGAAUGGAAGAUGUUUGCCCAAACAACGUCAUGAUAUUGAUAGUAGGUGCAAGUUUCGCUGUUAUUAUUGCUGCAUUAAUCAUUAGUACUGUAAUAGCACUAUAUUAUCGAUACCAGCGAGAGAUCAAGGUAUGGUUGUAUGCUCAUAAGUUCUGCUUAUGGCUGGUAACAGAAGAUGAAUUAGAUAAGAAUAAGUUGUAUGAUGCGUUUAUCAGUUAUUCGCAUCAUGACGAAGAUUUUGUUGUAAAUGAGCUUAUCAAAAAGUUGGAAGAUGGUCCUAGACCUUUCAAACUGUGUGUGCACUUUCGUGAGUGGCUGGCUGGAGAAUAUAUACCAACCCAAAUUGCUCGUUCUGUUGAAAAUUCAAGACGGACGAUAGUAGUAUUGUCGACUAAUUUUCUAAAUAGCGUUUGGGGACGGAUGGAAUUCAAAGCAGCACACUGUCAAGCUCUCAGUGAAGGUAGAACAAGAGUGAUUUUAAUUCUGUAUGGUGAAAUCAAUGUCACUGAUGACUUCGACCCGGAUCUUAAGGCGUACUUAAACAUGCACACAUACAUAAAGUGGGGAGACCCUUCAUUCUGGGAUAAACUACGAUACGCUCUACCACAUCGUCCAGAAUUAAAAAGUAAUUAUAGUUAUGGGGAAACUGUUUCGGAAACAUUUGCUUUAGAUGUAAUCAGGCAGCAGUAAGAAAAUAAAGGGGAAAAUAAAAGAAGGUUCCGAAAUUAUACAAUCAUAUGUAACUGAUUGGUAACUUUUUUGUACGAACGAUUUUGUUUGAAAGCAUCACGUUUCGAAAUAAAGUUACAAGAACAUAAAAAGCAGUUGAUUAUUAGAAAUCUACGUACAACCGUCCGAUCCCAUUUUCACUCCAGAUGUUUAUAUUUACGUCACGUAAAAGCACAUAUACCUACUGUGAUGUUCGUGAAACUCCGAUGACAAACCAUCAGGUCAUCCCUAAAUUGUUCAUACUAUCGUCCUGUUCUUUUACGUGAAUUUUCCUUUUAGAGAACUUUACAGAAAUAUAACAGAGUAUAUCUCUGCUAUCGAAAUGUUGUAAAGAAUAAAUAUACAGCUGAGACGACACUGAACAACGUUAUCUAUUACAAAAAUGUUGGUUGUACAGUGAGUUUAUUAACCUAGCAGCGACAACGCUUAUUAUGCGGUGUAUAUAUUCUUUUCCGGAAGAUCAGGGUUGGUGGAACAACCUAGUUACGGAGAUAUAUUUUCACCAAAGUAAGACUUCUUUUAAACAGUGAGUGAGUCCGAUUUAU